Molecule: messenger RNA, 411 nt
Organism: Lactuca virosa
Lineage: Eukaryota; Viridiplantae; Streptophyta; Magnoliopsida; Asterales; Asteraceae
Source: the annotation of a GenBank genome assembly
AUGCAAGCUGUCAUUGUAUCGUCAAAGUUCAAAAUUUCUUCAAUUAGUAAAAUUGCCAUCCAAGAAUUUCAAAAGAUGCCAUAUGCAUUCAUUCAAGGAAAAAGGAUAGACAACUCUGAAUUUAUGUUUUCUGAAGCCGAUUUCCUUAGGAGAAAUCAAGUUGAUGUAAUAUCGUUGAUUAUUUGGUUGAAGCAGAGGGCAAGUACUAAUCAAGCUUAUACAGAUGCCAUAGAACGCUUGAGGGAAUAUGUUUUGGAUAUGAUUGUUGAUUUCAGUGUUGACUGGGAAAUAGGACAAACUGGAGAAAAGGAAGCUAAUGAGCCAGAUUUGGAUCUGAAUGUGGAAAUUGAGUUACCUAGAAACAUACUGAAAAAACCACAUAUAGGAGUUGUAUUUUCAUCUAAGGGUUGA